Molecule: messenger RNA, 3056 nt
Organism: Pecten maximus
Lineage: Eukaryota; Metazoa; Mollusca; Bivalvia; Pectinida; Pectinidae
Exons: 3
Coding region: 806-1858 (350 amino acids)
Source: RefSeq, a predicted model, not a curated record
AAUCAACAUACUAAAACAUGUCCAAUGUAACAUGUUUAUAUAUUACUACAGUGUGUAUACACAACCCUUUAGUAAUAGUCUAGAAAGAAAAUUGAAUGUGCAUUUUAAUAUAUCUCGUGUGUAAUUACAACCUUCUUCAUAUAUAAGCGAAAGAUCUUCUUAAUCAUUUGCCAUAUCGUAACAUUGAAGUAAUUUGUCAUUAGAUUUUUGUGUUGCAGUCACAGUUUUUAAUUUACCGUUUCAAUAUGUUGAUUGGUCCGCGCAUUAAGGUGUUUUGUUUUGAUAGUAUAGCUUAGGAUGUAUCUUCCAUAUUGCCGUUUAGAUGUUUUAAUAUCGUUUCCUUAUCGGUUGUCCUUGAACAUUGGACAUACGUGUUGCUCCAUAAUGACCUGUUAUCUAUUUGGAAUCUUAUACAUACAUGGCAGAUAUGUAUUGCUCUCGCAGUUUACUAACCUUUGGUGUUACAGUUAACACCUGAUUAAACCACGGAAUGUAAACGAGAGAAACGUUAUAGAUAGGCAGGGCCACGAUCAUAUACCUACUGUGUUUCACAAGUAAAUAUACGGACAGUUAUCACCUGAACAUCACUUGCCCAAGGGGACCGCAGCACACUUACGGCCUAAUGGCUAAUAGGAAGGAAGUAGCUGUAUAUGUGGUAGCUACAUAAUACAUGUACUUAAUUUAGUACAGAGUUAUGCAGAUUUAUUAAUGAUGGUGAUUGGUAGAGUAAUAAAUCAUUGCUGCUUUACCAGAAGACAACAGACAGAUAUACAGGACAAAUAUUGAUGCAGACAAGACGGGAGCCAUGGAUAUCGACCUCAAUAUUAACUCGAUCCGACGAAAAUGGUGGAAGUUCGGAUAUUCUCGGUACAAACCGAUUGUGAUUGGUGUCGUCACUCUUUUUGCGUUAUUUGUGGUGACCGAAAUCAUUUCUCUUCGGUCUGUGACACCGGAUGUGGCUCUUCCACGAGAAACAAGAAAAUCAAGGACUUUAAUGGAGAAAGUUGUUCAAAGGGCAGCAACUCGUGUAAAGUCGCAACAUGCUCCUAUCCUACUCGCAUUUGUUUUGAACGGUACCCUUCCAUUCGUGUAUAACUGGAUGUGCAAUGUGCGAGAUUUAAUUUCCUACGAAAAUGUGCUGUUCAUAACUCUGAAUGAUCAAGAUAAAGAGGAUAUAGAAAGCUUUGAAUCUUCAGUCAAUGUAUUUUCUAUAGAAAAAGAAUUUGAUCAAAUGAGUUUAUCGAAAAAAAUCAAAAAUAUUCAAAUACUGAAAUGGGAAGUAGAUCUAAUAUUUCACUUAUUGAAAAGAAAUAUAAAUGUUUUUGUGUUUCGUGUUGAAUCUGUGUGGUUACAAAAUCCUAUGACUUUAUUUGAAAAGAUGUUAUUUUCUGAUAAAAGUUUAGAUUUGAUAACGACAACAUUUUCAGGUCAUCCUUUCGUAAUAGAUACUGGUCUCUUUCUUGUCAAGUCCAGUGCUGAGUCUAUCACUCUUAUGGGCGAGUAUGCUGCUCGCCUAAAUAACCUACUAUUUCGGUUGGUCAACAGGGUCAGCAGGACAAUGUCAUCAGAAGACCCUUUUCAGUAUUUCCCUUUACUUAUAUACCACAGAUUCGGGAAUAUCAAAUACAGUCUACUUCCUGUAAAGCAUUUCGCAGAUGUCCCGUGGUAUGUCAAGUUAACUUCAUCUAAAAGUAAACCGGACAAAAGUAAUAUUUUCUUAAUACGCAGCUAUUACCCAAGCGAAGAACAAACAAAGGACAUAAUUAGCGUAAUGAAGGAUUUUGAUUUGUGGUUUCUAGGCGACAGUAACACUUGUAUUUUGGAGCGUGUCGCUUCUUUACAGAACGAUGUAAUAUGAUAUUCAUAUGUGUCUUACUUUACCUUCAUAUCACAUAGAGGAGAUCGUUGCUAUCUUAUGCAGAUUGAAAGCCCGGUAUUCCGAAAAUGAUAUUUCUGUAUAAAUGUAUUGGCUGGUGAAUGUGUUUCUUAGAUAGAUGAAUGUUUGCCAAUUCUCAUGUGUGUUUGUGUUAACGUGGAAAACUGAGAGUUGAUAUGAUGCCUGUGUUCAUAUUAAGAAUGGACUCCCAGCCAACACUAUAGUGUUCCUUUACCUUGAUCGAUGACAAUCGUUUACGAGAAACUUUUCGGGAAAAACAUGAGUUGGCGGUCACGUGAUAGAUAAGCGAGAUGUACACUUUUGGUGUAUAAAUGUAAAAUUUUCCUAUUAUAUUUGUUGAGGAGUGAGGAUUGGUAAUUUUGUAUGGGUAUAAAUAUUAUGUAAUAUUCUAUACGAAGGGAAAUCAAUCAAUCGAAGUCUUAUCUCUCAUUGGAUGAACAGACAUGAACCACAUUCCAGUGUUGUGGCAUAUUUUUGUGUCAAAAGUUCUUCAUUAGAAAUCUCAAUUAUUAUUGUCGGAAGUACAAUGCCUUCCUCAUCAUGUGACAUUUACAUCUAGUCCUGGGCUGAUUAUGAAGGGACACGUAUAUGUAUGUUGAAAUUUGAUUCUAUAAACUCAUAAUUAAUAGCCUUGUUUUUGUUAGACAAAUUCCAUUCCAGUGUUUCUAUGAUAAUGAUCAUUAACAUUUUUCCUUUACAAAAAUUAUUGAAACUGAAAAUACCGCUAAUUAUGAUGACGCUUAUCGUCAUUAUUGAUGGCAUCUGUGUCAGUAGCGCUGACGUUCACAGCUGGAAAAUAUAUCAUUUCUAACUAAUAUUGACAUGUCGUUUGCUGUUAGUCUUCAUGAUUCAUUCAAUCAAUAAAGUAUGUUUUGUUUCAUAGUCCUCAUCAGAUAACAUAAUUGUGAGUGACACGUAUAAACGAUCGCUUUUCCAUGAAUGGCGUCCAUUCACAGUAAUCAAUACUGCGCAUUCCGGUCUGCCCACUGUGAUAUAUGGGUACACAUGUCCAAUUAACCACAAAUACCAGGAUGUUGUCUUUAAGCAGUCCUCAUUAAUUUACACUCAAUCUCAAAGUGAUGAUUAAAAUAAUUGAAAAUAACAAGAAAAUUAUUUUUCGUCACUGUCAAGCUAUUAAAAUUGAAUAACAUGCUUAAAA